Topomyia yanbarensis is the source of this 1856-nucleotide messenger RNA. RefSeq names its product transcription factor grauzone-like. The transcript is spliced from 6 exons. Gene Ontology annotation, cellular component: nucleus. The coding region runs from base 189 to 1751 and encodes 520 amino acids. Gene Ontology annotation, molecular function: DNA-binding transcription factor activity; zinc ion binding; RNA polymerase II cis-regulatory region sequence-specific DNA binding. The record is from RefSeq and is a predicted model, not a curated record. Gene Ontology annotation, biological process: regulation of transcription by RNA polymerase II. NCBI's taxonomy places the organism in Eukaryota, Metazoa, Arthropoda, Insecta, Diptera, Culicidae.
GUACAUGCAGGUUUGUUUAUAGUUCUGUUAGUUAAAUAUUGGUUAAUUUGACAUGCAUUUUUUUUAAAUUAUAUACCAAUCUGGUAGUUUGCACUGUAUAUUAGAGCAAAAGUAAAUUGAGCUGGUGUUUAUGUUCAAGUUUUUCUUCUAAAUUUCACUAAAUUCCAUUAAUAAAUCAAUCUGUUAUCAUGGAAGUAGAAUUUUUGGAAGUGAACAUGUGUGUUGUAUGCUUGAACGAAAAAUGCGAUCUAAUAGCAAUUGGUUUUGACGACCAACUGGAACCUAAUAUUGGCCCAGUUUUGGUGAAACAUUUAUGGUUUCAGCAAGACGAUCUUAACUAUAAAUGUGUUUGUGAAGAGUGUUGGAUACAAGUGAAACAAUUUCACGACUUUUAUAUAGCGAUUGAGAAGACUCAUAACGUACUGAUCUUGGAAAAGAAUGAAUUCGUUAUAAAAACUGAAUUGGCUAAGAUUCCAAUUGAAGAAAUCCAAAUUAUAGAUAAUGCCAGCAUUACACAAGUAGAUAUGCAAAAUGCUGAAAAAAACGAACAGAUCACUGUUGAGAAUAUCGAAGGCUCUGGCAAAGAAGAUAUCCUUACAAUAGAGGAAGAGCACCUGGAGGUCUGCUCGGAGGUUGAUGUUUCCGCGAACGACAAUUCUGACGAUGAUUCCAAUUCUUUUGAUAAAACUGAAAUGAUAAUCGAUAAGAAAGAUGAUUCCAAAAGUAGCGAUAGAACUGAACGGAUCUACCACAAAUCUAUCGCUGAAAUUGAGGCAGAAGAUAAAAAAAUUGUCGAGCAUUGUAAAUUAAAUUGCGAUGAAUGCGAAUCGUCUUUCGUUAACUUCAGCGAGUUCAAACGACAUUUUCGAGAACUUCACCAAACCCGCGCACAUGUGGUAUGCUGUAAUAGGAAGUUUAGCAAACGUUUUCGUCUUGUGGAGCACGUUAUCAGACAUAGGGAUCCUAAUGCGUUCAAAUGUACGGUUUGCAACAAAUCAUAUUCGAACAGUGCCUCGUUAAAUCUACACAUGGCAAACCAUGGUUCUCCGGAAGCAUUUGUGCAUAAGUGCGAUAGGUGCGAUCGCUCGUUUACAAAAAAGUUUCAACUGAAUGCACAUCAGCUUCACCAUAUAUCCAAGGAAGAUAAAAAGUAUAUCUGUACCGUAUGUGAAAAGGCUUAUGCUACUACAAGCCUUCUAAAUGUUCACAUAAGGCUAAGGCACCAACCUACCGAAGAAUAUAUUUGUGAUAUUUGCGCAAAGAGUUUCAAAGUAAAGGCCCAAUUCGAAAAACACCGCAAGGAACAUGAUGGUUUAUAUCAGGAGUCUAGACAGCAGUGCAAAAUAUGCUUUAAAUGGAUGAAGAAUGCCAGUAGCUUGCGGAAACACGUUUUGCGCCACGAUGGGGAAGGUGGUACACACGAAUGUGAUAUUUGCGGGAAACUAGCACCCAACGUACUAGCGCUACAAAGUCAUAUUAGUUUUGUACACAAGAAAGAAAGGUUGUACACAUGUAAUCUCUGUCCAAAGGCUUUCAAGCGACAGUUCUCGCUUAUGGAACACAUGACCACCCACACUGGAGAGGUUUUAUAUCAGUGUCCUUUUUGUGCGAAAACGUUCAACUCAUCUGCAAAUAUGCAUGCACAUAAGAAGAAAGCUCAUCGACAGAAAUGGGAAGAUUGGAAAAGGAGAAGUGAACUGCCCUUUGUCGGAAAAAUCGAGUCGAACCUAAGAUGCAGAAGUGAUAGCUGAGACUACAUCCAACGGUAGUCUGUCAUAUUCGUUCAGUUCAAUAAUUAGUUUAUUAUUGUUGUAAAAAAAUGCAAAUUUGUAUAAAUUAUACUACAACCUAUCGUU